AUGGCAGAGACGACAGAGGCGAAGGCGAGUGCUUCGGCACCUGGCGGUGAUGCUGGAGGUGAAGAAGACAGGCGUGAUGAGCGUAUGCUUGAAUGCAAUAUUUGCCUAGACACUGCGCGAGAUGCAGUUGUUAGUAUGUGCGGACAUCUUUUCUGUUGGCCAUGUCUUCACCAAUGGCUAGAAACCCGACCAAGUCGUCAAGUCUGUCCAGUAUGCAAAGCAGCUAUUAGUAGGGAGAAAGUCAUACCACUUUAUGGCAGGGGAAAUACUAAACAGGAGGAUCCCAGAAAUAAGGUGCCACCGAGGCCGGCAGGGCAGCGCACGGAGCCCGAGAGCAAUAGUGGCUUCCCGGGCUUUGGUUUCGGCGAAGGCUUCCACAUGUCAUUCGGCAUCGGCGCAUUCCCAUUCGGAGUUUUCACGUCCACAUUCAACUUCGGUGAUCCCAGGCCUAGUGCUGCGCCCCGCGGCACCGCCCAGUUCGAAGAGGAGCAGUUCGUCUCAAAGAUCUUCCUGUGGGUGGCGAUCCUGUUCGUUCUGUGGCUCGUCUUCGCA
This is a messenger RNA of Brenthis ino (lesser marbled fritillary), 552 nucleotides long. NCBI's taxonomy places the organism in Eukaryota, Metazoa, Arthropoda, Insecta, Lepidoptera, Nymphalidae. The record is from the annotation of a GenBank genome assembly.